GAAUCGCUAACCUCCCCCGGAAGUCGAGCGUUGCUGCUAGUCUGCAGUAACCCGAAUACGCGCUGCCAGCUCUCGCCUGCGGAAAGCCUCACGCUUUGCUGCCUUUCCAGCAUCGGGCUCGCCGUUUCCGCCGCCGGGACGACACAGCCGAGCGCCCCGGCCUGCGGGACCUUUGCAGCCACAGGCUCCUCCCCGCCCCCUCCGCGCUGCUCUCAGGCCGCGCCCUCAGGCCCAGUCCGCGGCGGCUCCGGCGGGUGAUGCCAAAUACAGCCAUGAAGAAAAAGGUGCUUUUGAUGGGGAAGAGCGGGUCGGGGAAGACCAGCAUGAGGUCCAUCAUUUUCGCGAAUUAUAUUGCCCGCGACACCCGGCGUCUGGGCGCCACCAUCGAUGUGGAGCACUCGCACGUCCGAUUCCUGGGCAACCUGGUGCUGAACCUGUGGGACUGUGGUGGUCAGGACACCUUCAUGGAAAAUUACUUCACCAGCCAGCGAGACAACAUCUUCCGUAACGUGGAGGUUUUGAUUUACGUCUUUGACGUGGAGAGCCGCGAGCUGGAGAAGGACAUGCAUUACUACCAGUCGUGUCUGGAGGCCAUCCUGCAGAAUUCGCCGGACGCCAAGAUCUUCUGCCUGGUGCACAAAAUGGAUCUGGUGCAGGAAGAUCAGCGCGACCUGAUUUUUAAAGAGCGAGAGGAAGACCUGAGGCGUUUGUCUCGGCCGCUGGAGUGCGCUUGCUUCCGAACAUCCAUCUGGGAUGAAACCCUCUACAAAGCCUGGUCCAGCAUCGUCUAUCAGCUGAUCCCCAACGUCCAGCAGCUGGAGAUGAACCUAAGGAACUUUGCCCAGAUUAUUGAGGCCGAUGAAGUGCUGCUGUUCGAGCGAGCUACAUUCUUGGUCAUUUCCCACUACCAGUGCAAAGAGCAGCGCGAUGUCCACCGGUUUGAGAAGAUCAGCAACAUCAUUAAGCAGUUCAAGCUGAGCUGCAGUAAAUUGGCCGCUUCUUUCCAGAGCAUGGAGGUUAGGAAUUCUAACUUCGCUGCUUUCAUCGACAUCUUCACCUCCAACACGUACGUGAUGGUGGUUAUGUCGGAUCCGUCCAUCCCCUCUGCAGCUACUCUGAUCAACAUCCGCAAUGCCAGGAAACACUUUGAAAAGCUGGAGAGAGUUGAUGGCCCUAAGCACAGCCUCCUGAUGCGCUGAACAUUGCCAGAUUUUUUUUUUUCCUCUGAAAAUCAAUUUGCUUUUCCUUUUUUGCAUCUUCUUUUUAAUAGAAUGCCCUUUGCUUAAAAGUGGGCUUUGAGGGGCCGGGUGGUGGCGCUCCUGGUUAAGCGCAUGUAGUACAAUGUGCAAGGACCCGGGUUCGAGCCCCCGGCCCCCACCUGCAGGGGGAAAGCUUUACGAGUGGUGAAGCAGGGCUGCAGGUGCCUGUCUCUCUCCCUAUCACCCCCCCCCUUGUUUUCUGGCUGUCUUUAUCCAACAAAUAAAGAUAAUCAUAAAUUUUUUUAAAAGUUAACUGUUUAAAAAAAAGUGGGCUUUGAAAAGCGUGCAACUUAAUCUUUACUUCUCUUCUUCCUAGUCUUUCAACCUUGAACGCUAUUUACUGAUACCCAAUUGAGCUUCCUGAUGGUGUUUCAGAAGUUAGUAUGGUGUUAACACUAAAGUAGGUGGUGUGUGUGUGUGUUCUGAUUGCUUGGCUGUGAUAAAAUGCAUCAAAGCCUUCACAGUAUCUCCCUGUAUUAACAAGACUGCAAAGAUGGAGUGUUACUAUUUUAUCAGCAAGGUAUUAAAAUCCGUUUAUAAAUUAUUCUUGGCUUCGAUCAUGAAUAAACAUUCACUAUUAGCUAUUUAAAAUGUCUUAUUUGAAAUCAUUUUAAAAGUGGUAAAUGUAAAU
Erinaceus europaeus (western European hedgehog) is the source of this 1890-nucleotide messenger RNA. RefSeq names its product Ras related GTP binding A (gene RRAGA). Gene Ontology annotation, biological process: cellular response to starvation; cellular response to amino acid stimulus; regulation of autophagy. The transcript has a single exon. The coding region runs from base 258 to 1199 and encodes 313 amino acids. Gene Ontology annotation, molecular function: GTP binding; GTPase activity. NCBI's taxonomy places the organism in Eukaryota, Metazoa, Chordata, Mammalia, Eulipotyphla, Erinaceidae. The record is from RefSeq and is a predicted model, not a curated record. Gene Ontology annotation, cellular component: Gtr1-Gtr2 GTPase complex; lysosome; nucleus.